Molecule: messenger RNA, 292 nt
Organism: Rubroshorea leprosula
Lineage: Eukaryota; Viridiplantae; Streptophyta; Magnoliopsida; Malvales; Dipterocarpaceae
Source: the annotation of a GenBank genome assembly
AUACAUAGGAAAAUUAUGAGAGAGAAGAAAGACGAAAAUUGGAGCCGUUAAAGAGCGAGCUUUACCGAGCAAGGCUAAGCAAUCAUGAAGCACGCAUUCAUUGAAGUUUCAGAGCAUUUGUUUCAUCUUUCUUUUCUGUUUCUGUUUACUUUGUCUACUUUGAUCCUUUGGCUUCACGAUUUUGCCCUUGUCAAGGAAGGGGAAAAGAGGUGACCCAUUUUUUUUUUUUCUAGGAGUACAUUUAAAAGCAUAAAUAUUUACCUUGGUUAUACAAUAAAAAGUAAUUCUUACC